Patella vulgata (common limpet) is the source of this 1356-nucleotide messenger RNA. RefSeq names its product tRNA wybutosine-synthesizing protein 5. The transcript is spliced from 7 exons. Gene Ontology annotation, biological process: wybutosine biosynthetic process. The coding region runs from base 310 to 1335 and encodes 341 amino acids. Lineage: Eukaryota; Metazoa; Mollusca; Gastropoda; Patellidae. The record is from RefSeq and is a predicted model, not a curated record. Gene Ontology annotation, molecular function: 2-oxoglutarate-dependent dioxygenase activity; tRNA binding.
GUAAAUUUGGAAGUUAUCUCCCUUGUCGGCGAUAACUAUAUUUUAAUUUUAAUGGAGACACGAGAUCCUGUUAUUUGUUAAACAGUAACAAAACUGGCACCCGGUAAUACCUCUGAUUAUUGUGUGUCCAGAUCUCACAACCAGUGAAUUAAUUGCCUGUCUAUACACCCCGGACUAUCUGUCAGGCUGAGAAUCAUAAAACCGUUUAACUUCUAAACAUAUGAUGCCACUCAAACAAUGUUACAAUAAUAUUUACAAUCAUACAAAGCAGGAGAAAUAAGCAGAAAAAAUUACUAUUUAAUACUAUGUAUGCGACAGUCAAAGUGUAGCAGUAUCAUCAUGUCAGGGCAGUCAAAUAUAAAUGGUUUUACACCAGGAGAAAUUAACAAAACAAAAGUCAUCGAAGUAGAAACACUUUCUAACAUUACAGAAGAUAUUUUCAGAUCUGAAAUAUACCCACAGAGAAGACCUGUGGUAUUAAAAGGAUUGGAUAUUGGAUCAUGUACAGGAAAAUGGACAGUAGAUUAUUUAUCAGAUAUAGGAGGUUCAUCAGAAGUCAAAGUGCAUGUUUGUAAAACAACACAAAUGGAUUUCAUCAGUAAAAACUUCCUGUACAGAUCUUUACCAUUUGAUGUAUUUGUUAAACGGGCAGCAGAAGAAAUUCAUCAGGAAUAUUUUAUAGAUGAGAAUGAGAAGUAUUAUUUGAGAGCUUUGGGGGGAGAUCCGAGAAAGGAUGUAGCUGAUAUCAAACAACAGUUUCCCCAACUGGCAACAGAUAUCAAUUUCCCUAAUCUCUUUGAGGAGCAUCAGUUCUUCUCAAGUGUUUUACGUAUAGCCUCAAAAUCAACUCAAUUAUGGACACACUAUGAUAUAAUGGAUAACAUGUUAAUACAAGUGUCAGGUGAAAAGCGAGUUGUUUUAUUCAGUCCAACAGAUGCUAAUUAUUUAUAUUUAAACGGUGAUAAAUCUGAAGUAUUAGAUAUAGAUAAUCCUGAUACAGGUAGAUAUAGUGAAUUUAAUAAAGCUGUAAGAUAUGAAUGUAUUUUACGACCUGGGGAUGUUCUUUUUAUACCAGCUUUAUGGUUUCAUAAUGUGAUAUCUCUAGACUUUGGUAUAGCUGUGAAUGUGUUUUGGAAACAUUUAGAUGAUAUAAUGUAUGAUAAAAAAGAUCCAUACGGAAACAAGGAUCCAUUACCUGCUCAAAGAGCUACGCAGAUAUUAGACCGUGCUCUAAAAACUUUAGAUGAACUACCCGAGGAAUAUAGAAAUUUUUUCGCAAGAAGGUUAAUGUCUAGAAUAGAGCGAAAGACUUUUUUGAAGCCACCCGACAGUUAAAAAUAAAUUGCUCAUGUUAUA